CUGGCUCGAAUCUACUCCUUCGUGCAUCCCGCCCUCCUCCUGGUACUUGCGGCAUCGCGCUUCGAAGCAGUGGUCACCAAUCCCGUUCAGGAAUUAUUGAAUGAUCUGCCAUGGCUGGCACUGUUGCAACUCUUCUACGUGAUCCUUUGCGUUCCGCCAGCUGGCUCCCUCGAAACCGCUAGCUCCGGCGACAACGAAGAGAAGAAGAAGGCUUCCCCUCGCUCCCCUUCAGCUCCCCGUCCUGGAAAAUCGGGCCAUCGCCGAAAGCAAGCUUCUGGGAAGAAUGUCUGGGCUGGUCUUUGGGCCAGAUUGAUGCCCGCACUCCUGUCUAUCACUCUCACAACUUUCAUCGCGACCCCUGUCCUCGCCGCUCUCCUGGUCUUGUUUGGCGCUCCCCUGACAACACACAACGCGGAGACCGUGCUCUGCGCUGCCCACAUGGCAUUCCUUUCUGCGUCUAGUUUGGUUUACGCUCACGGUGUUGACGGCUUGGUGUGGAAGGAGGUUUGGGGAAUCGCUCGACCUGCUGAUGCAGUUUGGGGUGGCGCCCUGGGUACCGGACUUGGUGCUUGGUUUGGUGCCAUCCCGAUCCCUCUGGACUGGGACCGCCCCUGGCAAGCUUUCCCCAUUACCAUCCUUGCUGGUGCAUACAUCGGUUACGCAGCUGGGUCGUUGAUCUCACGGACCCCAUUCUUAUAUGGCAAGCGAGUCCAAUUUGCGCCGGAGAACAUUGAGGGCGAGGAAAAGAAGACAAACUGA
Penicillium waksmanii is the source of this 759-nucleotide messenger RNA. Its product is annotated as PIG-F family protein. Lineage: Eukaryota; Fungi; Ascomycota; Eurotiomycetes; Eurotiales; Aspergillaceae. Gene Ontology annotation, biological process: GPI anchor biosynthetic process. The transcript is spliced from 3 exons. The record is from RefSeq and is a predicted model, not a curated record. Gene Ontology annotation, cellular component: endoplasmic reticulum membrane.